Molecule: messenger RNA, 1218 nt
Organism: Lagopus leucura (white-tailed ptarmigan)
Lineage: Eukaryota; Metazoa; Chordata; Aves; Galliformes; Phasianidae
Product: class I histocompatibility antigen, F10 alpha chain-like
Exons: 7
Coding region: 1-1218 (405 amino acids)
Biological process (GO): immune response
Cellular component (GO): external side of plasma membrane
Source: RefSeq, a predicted model, not a curated record
AUGGGGCCGUGCGGGGCCCUGGGCCUGGGGCUGCUGCUGCUCGGCGCCGUGCGCGGGGCGGCGGGCGAGCCACACUCCCUGCGGUACUACCACACCACGAUGGACGAUCCCGGCCCCGGGCUGCCCUGGUUCGUGGAAGUGGGGUACGUGGACGGCGAGAUCUUCGUGCACUAUGACAGCACCGCGCGGAGGUACGUGCCCCGCACCGAGUGGGUGAAGGCAGCUGGAGCUGUGGAUCCCGGGUACUGGGAGAGGAACACACAGAUCGCACAGAGCAAUGAGCGGGUUUACCGUGUGGGCCUGAACACACUGCAAGAACGCUUCAACCAGAGCGGCGGGUCUAACACAGUGCAGCGGAUGUGCGGUUGUGACAUUCUUGAGGACGGCACCACCCGGGGGUAUCAUCAGUAUGCCUAUGAUGGGAGAGACUUUAUUGCCUUCGACAAAGACACGAGGACGUUCAGUGCGGCAGUUCCAGAGGCAGUUCCCACCAAGAGGAAAUGGGAGGUUGAUGAGAGCGUUUCUGAGGGGUUGAAGCAUUACCUGGAGGAAACCUGUGUGCAGUGGCUGCGGAGAUACGUGGAGCACGGGAAGGCAGAGCUGGGCAGGAGAGAGCGGCCCGAGGUGCGAGUGCAGGGGAAGGAGGCCGACGGGGUGCUGACCUUGUCCUGCCGCGCUCACGGCUUCUACCCGCGGCCCAUUGCCGUCGAGUGGAUGAAGGACGGCGCGGCGCAGCACCAGGACACCCACACGGGGGGCGUAGUGCCCAACAGCGAUGGCACCUACCACACCUGGGUCACCAUCGAUGUGCGGCCAGAGGACAGGGACAAGUACCAGUGCCGCGUGCAGCAUGCCAGCCUGCAGCAGCCCGGCCUCUACUCGUGGGAGCCGUCAGAGUCCAACCUGGUCCCCAUCGUGGUGGGGCUGAUUGUUGCCAUUGUGGCCAUCGUGGCUGGUGUUGGAUUCGCCAUCUACAGAAGCCAUGCAGGGAAGAAAGAGAAGGGCUACAGCAUUGCUUCUGCAAAGGAUGGUGGAUCCAAUGGCUCAGACACAGGUGCGGUGUGGGGCUGGGGGUUGGAAGGGGUCCCUGUGCUCUCUGUGGUUCUGACCCAGGGCUGGGCUGUGCUGGGGUUCUGCAGGGAGACCCCCGGAACAGAGGGUUGGGAUGGGAAUGCAGUCCCAUGGGACACCAUCUCUUCUCAUCCCUACAGGGAGUGA